Messenger RNA from Arctia plantaginis, 243 nucleotides. The record is from the annotation of a GenBank genome assembly. NCBI's taxonomy places the organism in Eukaryota, Metazoa, Arthropoda, Insecta, Lepidoptera, Erebidae.
AUGGACGUAGUCAUAACUGUACCAUUUCCUUCGACUGAUCUUCUUCAAUUAGCAUAUGAUGUUCUGAAUGUUGAUAAAGAAUACAAGAUAGUUUCAAGAGACCUCAGAAUUAAAGAAAGCUAUCUUGUUGUAAAAUUUUUCAGCGAGGACCCGAAGAAGUUGCGAAUGUCUGUUCAUGCGUUUAAUAAAAAUCUCAGACUUAUACUUAAAACCGUUAAUCAAUUUGCAAAGAAACCAGUUUAA